GUCCUGCACAAUCUCUGUGUCGUAAUUCAAAUUAAAAAUCAAACAUAUUUACUAAAAAAAUCACUGAGUGCUUCACCCCCAGCCCCCACUUUCUCAAAAAAUCCACCCCCGCCCCCAAAAAACGCUUAAAAUUUCCCACAUCUGGAUUUACGUGAUUUCUUCCCCAGUGAUAUUUUAAAAUCAAGUGUCCAAAUUAUCCAUUUAUACAUAUAUAUAUCCAAACAAAUAUGAAAAUAUAUGACAGCAUAAAUUGUUUUUUUAAUUAAAAUAACAGUCAUGAAUUAAAUAAUAAAUAACAUAAAUAGUAUAUCUACAUCUAUUUAUAUAAGUGGAAAAUAUAUGAGAUAACAUAUAUAUAAAUAUAUAUAUAUAUACAUAUAUAAUAUAUAAGACUAAAUGAAGAGAAUGAAGAUGAAUUUUAAAAAAUGAGGAGAUAAAUACUCAAGAUUUUCAUUUAAAAAUAUAUAUAUAUAUAUAUAUAUAUGUAAAUAUAUAAAUAAUAUUGUGAGUUGAGAGUUAAUAUGUCGUGUUAUAUGUUCGAUGAAGCGUGCAGGUUGUUUAAAAUGCAAUUGCAGUUAUAUUAAAACGGAUCCGAGGUCAUAUGGAGUAAAAGUGUUUUGCCGCGAGCGAUACAGAUUCAAUUAUUUAUCGUUUAUCCUAACGAGUUUUAAUUAAUCAUGUCUUAACUUAAUUAACCAGUGGUUUGUUAAUAUUUUUUCUAAAUAAUUAAUAUAUAUAUAUAUAUAUUAUUAUUGUUGUUAUGGUAAAUUAACGUGGAUAGUUAAAAUGUAAUUGGAGUGAUUUUUCUCGAAAAGACGAGACGGGAUUUGAAUAAAUGAUGAUGGCACCUAAAGUUGUUGGUGUUUUGCUGAAAAAACCUGGUCAGCAAAAUCAUUGUGUUGCUUCUUUUGAUCCACAGGAUACUAAAAUUCGAGGCGAGCUGUAUGUCGAGGACUUAGGUGAAAGGCGAAUGGUAUCGAUUAGGAUGGGCUGGCUAUGGGUAGAAGGAACACCGAUGAGACUUGCACUGAGGGCACUGAACCUUCGUCAAGCAUCGCCUGGAAUAUGUCAACCACAUGCACUCGCACUUGGGUUUACAUUGAGUAAUUCCAAAGGCGACCAUCUAGCUACUUUUUGGGCUGAUACAGAGCCAGCCUACUGGUCAUGGGUACGUGCCAUAGCGUCCGAACUAGUCCGACAGACGCCAUUUCGUGCCCAGCGGUGUCUAAACUUCCUUGAGAUUUUGAUGAUUUGCCCACGAGGUCCAAUUCCAUUGCCUGAGAGUCCACCCGAGUCGAGACGUCGCUCGCGAAGUGAACUUCGCUGCUGGAUCAGCAACACCGACUCUCCUUUGGACAAGGACCUACGCUCAUCCAACAUUCUCAUCGAAGACACACGACGUCGUGCGCGUAGUGAAUUGCGCUGCUGGUCCAGUAGCAAUUCCAGCGACGAAGACGCCAUUAUAAUAAACGAGUAUCGUCCGUCGCCGACGAUAUCGAUCCUACCGAAAAUCACCCCCACCCGUGCCUGGGGAUGUAGCGAAAGCAGCGAAGGCAGUGACGAUAGUUUGCCCUGGGCCAUUACCCCUUCUCCAAAUUUGACGUCAACCCCCACCACUUCGUUACUUUCGUCACCAAUUCCCCUUCCCGAGGCACCGACCCGAGAGCAGAGGAUUCAACGGUACAAAGAAGCACGUCGACGUGAAAAUGAAGCACGCAGUCGUCGUGUCCUUGAAGAAGACGCUCGUCGACGUCGCGCACGCGCAGAAGAAAAUAAUAAUAACAAUGAAUUAACAAAAUAUUCGCUAAUUAAAUUCCGACGAUCACCAAAAUCAUCAAUUUCCAAUUUAUCCAAUUCCAAUGACGUAAAUGAUGAUUAUCCAAUUAAAUUGUCUCCAAUAAAAUCAAUCGAUGUAGUAGAUUCUAUUAGUUCCAUUAAUUCUAUUAAUUCUAUUAAUUCUAUUAAAUCUAAUAAUUCCAUUAAUUUAAGACUGCCACCAAUAAAACCUGAUAUUAGAUCAGAACAAAAAUUAAUGGAAGACACCCGUAAUAAUAACAAAAAAAAUAAUGACGACAGAGGAAUUAAAUUGGAUCUAAAUGAGCGACGUAGUCGUGCUCGGGAACGUCGGACAUUUCGGACUGAUUCUAAUAGUAAGUUAAUAGACAGUAAGGAACGUUGUGGAAUAAUUGGAUCGCGUAUUCCAAUUUCGCGGCACGUUACAAUGUCAUUGGAUAGUAAAACUAUUGGAUCUGGACUGAGCUUAGAGAGGCCAAGGAAUCCAAUAGUCAAAAGUGAGGUUAAGAUUCUGAGCCCGGUUUCUAAUAUUAGUCCAAUUAACUCCAUUACUUCCAUUAGUUCUAAUAAUUCUAUUAACUUGACGCUGGAAAGUUCCAGUUCUAAUACUGCUGAAAUAUCGGAAAGUCCGAGGACUCCUUGUCAAGAGGACGUUGCUAAAUUGUUAAAGAGGUGCCAGAGGGUCGACCAUUACGUGCCGGUAAGGGAGAAACUGACGUUAUUCGAGUCGCUGUCGAGAAUGGGGGGAAGACUGGCGAGAAGUACCGAGGAUUUGGGACGGACUUCGGCCCAGCCUAGUCCCAAAGGUAAACAGAGGGCCCGAUCGCUUCAUGAUUUAAAUCGGGGAGUGAAAACUGUUCCCGUGAGGGAAAUGUGCCGAUUGUUUGAGGGAGAGAAAGAGGUUACGUUGAAAAAUAAGGAACUGAGGCAUGACGCGCCCUGUGUAAGAGCCAGCACAAGAAAAAAACAUUAUGGAAAAUGACCAAAGAAUGCGGAUUAAUUAGAUCUAAAUAUUUGGGCUUGGGAUUAAUUUUUAGAGUAUUUUUAUUAUUGGAUCUGGUCCCUGAAUGUUUGGUGAUGCUUAAUAUUAAAUUUCAUGCAAAACUAAAAUUAAUUGGAGUCAGAAUCACAUUUUUUUAGUCAUCGGAUCUGAACUGUGCAAAACAAAAAUUUAAUUCAUCAAUUGGAUGACGUAAUAAAAAUUAAUUGCUAUCUAAUCCAUUUAUUACGUAACCAUACAAAGCCAAAUACACUAAUGGAUAAUUAGAUCUAGUUAUUAAUUAGAUCGAAUUAUUAAUUAGAUCUGAAUUUUAAAAAAUACCUGGAAUUAAAUUUAAUAAAUGUUGUAUCACCUGUGAAAUUUCAUUGAUAAUUGGAGUCAACUAUCAGAUCUAGCUAAUUAAAUCUAACAAUCAGAUCCAAUUAAUAAAUAAUGUAAAAUCUUAAAACAUCUAAUUAUGCUAAAUCAAUCAUAACUAGUUUGCAUAAUUAGAACUAGUAGUUAGAUCUAAUUAAUUAGAUCUAACUAAUUAGAUCUAAAAUUCAAAUUUCAAGUAAAAUGGAAAUGUGAUUGAUUUGUGGAAGUUUGAUGAAAAAAUUCAAUUGGACUUAAAUUAAUUGGAUCGUAUUAGAUCCAAUUAUGAUUAAAAUUGUAAAUAUUGUUAACCAUCGGUAUUUUUAUCUAAAAAAAUGGAAAUAACUACACGAGACUCAAUCGAGAGACUAAAGAAGUUACUGGAACGAAUAAUUUCGUAACGCCCGAGUGAAAUGGAGAGAGAAGGGGAUUAUGAUAGAGAAACCAGUAAUUUACAUUAAACGUUACACUCUCAGAGAUGUUGAACACCUGUAGAUUAUGUACUCUUAUAAACCGUAUGUUCACUUCACUUGAUUCAUUUUAUUCAAUAAGUAUUAAUAUUUAUUUAAAAUUUAUAUAUAUUUUUUUCCCUUCUUUCUAUACAAUAAAAUUAUUUUUCGUUUACUCAAUAAUUAUAAUAGGUGCUACCAAUGCUGCCAUAAAAAAUUAUUUAUUAGACUUAACUAAAUACUCACACAUUUACACAACCCGACAUUCGAAAUUACGAAACGUAUAUAUUGUCAUAUAUUUUUUUUUAGUCUUGCAAAAUUUAUUUUUUUAAAAUUUCUCAUCUGUCAGAAAAUUUUUUCCUGAAAAUCUGACCCAUUAAAAAAAAUUCCUUAGAUCAAUUAAUAAUGGGCAAGUUGGCCAUCUGGGGUAAAAUGGCCAGUUAUAAAAAAAGAGCCAUUUUAUUUCAGCUGUCAAAAAAUUACAUUUUGAAAAAAAAAAGAAAAAUAAAUUUUUCAAUUUUUUUUUUAAAUUCCAAAAAAAAUUUUGAAAAAUUUUAAUCUUUGCAUCUAAAAAUAUCCAGAUAAAAUACCGUUAUGACCCGGGUUAAAAACAAGUUUUGGAUUUAAUUAAAAAAAAAAAUUAAUGACAUAAAAAAAAUUUUCGUCUCUCGAUUGCCAUAAAUAUUUUUUUUUGUUAAUAAUUUAAAAGUGUACAUAAAAAAAAAAAUUAAUAAAUGUUGGUUAUAAAAAUAUUUAACUAAAAAUAAAUACCUAGUAUUUAAUUACCAUCAAUAAUUAAUUAAUAAAUAAUAUUAAUUAUCAUUAUUAUUAAAAUUUGGUCCCUCGCCAAAGAGGUCCUCUAGUCCUUAUAUUAAGUCAUUGUUAUGUUUAUUAUUAAUUAUCAUAUAAUAAUAAUUUUAAAAAAAUUGAAAACAAUAAUAAUAAUAAUAAUAAUAAUAAUAAUAAUAAUAAUUACUGUUAUUAUUACUAUUAUAAUUACAAUUGUAAUUGUAGAAGUUGGUAUAUAUUGUAUGUUUAUAACCUUGAUGUAUGG
Microplitis demolitor is the source of this 4651-nucleotide messenger RNA. RefSeq lists its product as uncharacterized. The record is from RefSeq and is a predicted model, not a curated record. NCBI's taxonomy places the organism in Eukaryota, Metazoa, Arthropoda, Insecta, Hymenoptera, Braconidae. The transcript is spliced from 3 exons. Bases 836 to 2776 code for a protein of 646 amino acids.